AUGUCCCACCAGGGCAGCACUUUUCGGGAACAUCUUCCCGACUUGAGCAUUGCAAGAUUCACCACCAUGCAGAAACAGAAUGCGCACGAGUAUGCCCAGGCAUUCAAGAGCAGUGGCCAGCCACCUUGGCUUCAUGGCCUAUACCUACACUGGAGGAGACUCUUCGAGGAGCCUUACAAAGGCAUCACCAAUGACGGCAAGGUCCGCGAUGGCCUCUACCAGCUCCAAGACGAAGGGGUUCCGAUAGAAGCCAUCACCUCAGCGGCAAACGCCAUGCUCGACAGGUUAUCUGAGAGCCAGAGGAAGGUAACCUGUUAUCACAUCGACUCCCCAGAAUGGCGAUCCUGGUCAAAUCCAGAGUUUCUUCUCAGCGAUAAAGGCAUUCGCCUUGAUGAAAUCACCGCCGAGCUCAGAGAGGACGUUCUCGGAGUGCUCAAGACAACGCUCUCACCGGCAGGGUACGAAAAGGCGGUGGGCGCUACGAGAGUCAACCACUUUCUAGGAGAACUCGUGAAGUCUCCGGCUAUUAUGAAUGAGUACUCAUACAACUUUGUUCUCUUCGGCCAGCCUUCGAAGACCCGGCCAUGGGGCUUCUCCUUCUACGGCCAUCAUCUCUGUUUAAACAUUUUUCUCCAUCAGACUCAAAUCAUCAUCUCUCCAUCGUUCAUAGGAGCGGAACCCAACCUCGUCGACCAGGGCCCCUACAAGGGGACCAGAAUCUUGAACAAGGAAGAAUCACUUGGUUUGAGGCUGAUGCAGGACCUGCCAAAGGACCAACAGGCCAGAGCGCAGGUGUAUAAGCUCAUGAAAGACCCUGCCAUGCCCCAUGGUCGAUGGAACCAUGAUGACCAACGCCAUCUGUGUGGAGCGUACCGCGACAAUCGGGUCGUUUCCAACGAGGGAAUCUUAGUGUCCCAGAUGACGGGUUCACAACAAGACAUGGUUCUAGCUAUCACGGAAGAGUUCCUUAUUUAUCUACCAGAGCGGGCCCGCCAACUCCGGCUAGAGCAAGUUAAGAGCUUCUUUAGCGAGACUUAUUGGUGCUGGAUCGGAGGAUAUACGGAUGAGGAUCCAUUCUACUACCGCAUCCAAAGUCCAGUCAUUAUCAUCGAGUUUGAUCACCAUUCCGGCGUCUUCUUGAAUAACCCGGAACCCGCCAAGUUCCAUAUCCACACUCUGCUACGAAUGCCGAAUGGGGGUGACUAUGGGAUGGCGCUGAGGCCUUUGAUAAAGGGGCAAGAGCAGGCAUUCCUUUGGGAGGGAUGA
Molecule: messenger RNA, 1266 nt
Organism: Fusarium vanettenii 77-13-4
Lineage: Eukaryota; Fungi; Ascomycota; Sordariomycetes; Hypocreales; Nectriaceae
Exons: 2
Coding region: 1-1266 (421 amino acids)
Source: RefSeq, a predicted model, not a curated record